This is a messenger RNA of Fusarium fujikuroi IMI 58289, 402 nucleotides long. RefSeq lists its product as uncharacterized. The transcript has a single exon. NCBI's taxonomy places the organism in Eukaryota, Fungi, Ascomycota, Sordariomycetes, Hypocreales, Nectriaceae. The coding region runs from base 1 to 402 and encodes 133 amino acids. The record is from RefSeq and is a predicted model, not a curated record.
AUGCAAGGACAAUUGAGAACCUUGCAACAACAAGACUUCGACCUAAAACAACAGGUCCGGGACGAAUCCAAUCUUCGGCAGAAUGCUGAGAACAAACUGAGGGAGAAUGAAGGCCAGUUACGAUACGCACAGCAUCAACUGACAAUUUCACGCCAAUAUGCAAAUGCACUGGAAAACGGCCAGAGUCAAAUGCGAAACGACAUCAGCCAGUACCAACAGCUGUCGAUAGAGAUCCAAGAGAUCGACAAACAGCGCAAGGCCAAGAGUUCUAUGCGUCAGCAGUGCAUGAACAGAGUGGCUGAACGAAGCCUUUCCCGAGUUGAAGGGUUCAAGGCGGCGACCAAGCGUCCCGUGGAUGGGAUCGCAGACGGCAGAGAGCCCAAGCGGCCUCGCCAGGAAUAG